UCGCACAACGCACCCGAGCAAGAACGAAGAACCGCGGCGCAAGAGAGAGAAACGAGCGAAACUUCGAGUGAUUCCGGUGGUUUUCGUGCACGCAGAUCACCCCAAGCAGUCGCAAUGGCCACCCUAUCCUUGCGUAUCUCCAUCCCGGAGAAAAACGCUACGAAGAUGAUGCAAUUCGACCCGAGCACAUCCGUUUACGACGCUUGCCGUAUUAUCAGAGAGAAACUCGCUGAAGCGGGUAACAUGGGCCAACCAAAGGACUACGGAUUAUUCCUUGCCGACGAGGACGUGAAGAAGGGAGUCUGGCUAGAGCCUGGCCGGAAUCUCGAUUAUUACAUUCUGAGGAACGGCGAUUUGCUCGAGUACCGGCCUAAACUGCGGACCCUGCGUGUGCGCAUGCUGGAUGGAACGCUGAAGACGUUGCUGGUAGAUGACAGUCAACCCGUCGCCAAUCUCAUGGUAGUAAUUUGUACGAAGAUAGGCAUCACGAACCACGACGAGUACUCGUUGGUGCGCGAGCUGCCCGAAGAGGAGACGGAGAACCAGAAGCCGGGCAAUUUCGGCACCCUCACGCUGAAAAGGAGGAAAGAGGAGAAAGGCGAGCGGGAUGCGAAGAUGGAUCAGUUAAGGAAGAAGCUUAAGACUGACGACGAAGUGAAUUGGAUAGAUCCCAGCAAAACGUUGAGGGAGCAAGGAAUAGACGAGUCAGAAACGGUGCUGCUGCGGAGAAAGUUCUUCUUUUCGGAUCAAAAUAUCGAUAGCCGGGACCCGGUGCAAUUAUCUCUUUUGUACGUUCAAGCAAGAGACGCAAUUCUAGAUGGCACGCAUCCGGUUACUCAGGAAAAAGCUUGUACUUUCGCUGGAAUACAAUGCCAAAUCCAGUUCGGCGAUCACAAAGAAGACAAGCACAAACCAGGCUUUCUGGAUCUCAAGGAGUUUCUACCGCAGUCCUAUCUGAAAGUGAAGGGCAUCGAGAAGAAGAUCUUCGCGGAGCACAAGAAACACAUUGGCCUAUCUGAGCUAGACGCCAAAGUGCUGUACACGAAAACAGCUAGGUCCUUGAGCACCUACGGCGUCACGUUCUUCUUGGUGAAAGAGAAAAUGAAGGGGAAAAACAAGUUGGUGCCUCGUUUGCUCGGCGUCACCAAGGACUCUGUCUUGCGACUCGACGAAAAAACGAAAGAAAUCUUGAAAACCUGGCCAUUGACUACCGUCCGACGUUGGGGAGCCUCUCCCAACACGUUCACGCUCGAUUUUGGCGAUUACUCUGAUCAAUAUUACAGUGUACAAACCACAGAGGCAGAACAGAUCCUUCAAUUAAUCUCUGGUUACAUCGACAUCAUCUUGAAGAAGCAAAAAGCUAAAGAUCACUUUGGUAUUGAAGGAGAUGAGGGUUCAACGAUGGUUGAAGACAGUGUAUCGCCUCUGAAGNNNNCGAUUAUGCAACAUGAAACGAGCAACGUUGGCAAAGGAAACGUAGAAUCCGUGUCAGUCGCCAUACCUGCAGUCAUUAGAGCUGGUGGAGAUGGGGCUCGACCAUAUGAGACCGGACACAUGGGCGGUGCUCAAUACACGACUGUCAGCGGCCAGGUGAACAUCGCUCACGCUCCACCAAUGGUGCAACAAACCAAAGUCACAUCCGUCCUGUCCGAACCACAACGUGCCUUACUGUCGACUAUCACCGCUGGUCACGAGGUGAUCCACAUCGCCGAGACCGAGCUGUCCUGCAAGGCUCAGCUUCCCGAACUGGGUACCGAUCCGGCCUCGUUGAAAUGGAUCGAGCAAACGAUCGACACGCACAAACAGAACGUCGGCUCGCAGAUCGCGGCGAUGAACGCUGCCACUGCUCAAGUUGUCACCCUGACGUCUGGCCCAGCUGACGACGUGGAUCACACAGCGGUUGGUGCUGCGAUCACAACGAUCGCCACCAACCUGCCGGAGAUGACCAAGGGUGUUAGGAUGAUCGCCGCCCUAAUGGACGACGAAUCUUCCGGAGACAAACUGCUGGACGCAGCUAGGAAGCUGUGCUCGGCGUUCUCCGACUUGCUGAAGGCUACCGAACCUGAAACUAAGGAGCCAAGACAGAAUCUGCUGAACGCUGCAUCCCGUGUCGGCGAGGCCUCGCACCAGGUACUCACAACCAUAGGAGAAGAGAACGACUCUAACCGAGAGCUUCAAGACAUGCUACUUGCAUUAGCCAAAGCCGUGGCCAACUCAACAGCUGCCCUGGUGCUCAAAGCAAAGAAUAUCGCGGCAACUUGCGAGGAUUCCGCGACCCAAAACCGAGUAAUCUCAGCCGCCACGCAAUGUGCCCUAGCAACGUCACAAUUGGUUGCCUGUGCCAAAGUCGUAGCGCCAACUUUACACUCUCCAGCUUGCCAGACACAGCUGAUGAACGCAGUUCGCGAGGUAACGAAAGCGGUAGAAGGCUUGCUGGAAGUCUGCAAUGAUACCUGCAGCGAUGAAAAUUUGCUGAAAGAGUUGAAUGCAGCUGCUAGUGAAGUCAGCAGAACACUGAACGACCUGUUGAAUCACAUAAAAACAGCCACCAGAGGAGAAAGAGCAAAAGAAACCAUCCAGGAGGGAGCAGUAGAGACAAUAUGGGUUGCAACUGAUAAGCUGUUUGCUAGUACUGGAGACGCUGGUGAGAUGGUGAGACAGGCAAGAGUAGUUGGCCAGGCAACUGCUCAAUUGAUUCAGAGUAUAAAAGGUGAGGCAGAAAGGCAGACUGACACGGAACAGCAACGUCGACUGUUAGCUGCUGCUAAGGUGCUUGCUGAUGCUACAGCUAAAAUGGUUGAGGCUGCUAGACAGUGUGCCAGCAGUCCACAUGAUGCUAAGAUGCAGGAUCAAUUACGCCAAGCUGCUGAAGAACUAAGGGCAGCUACUACUGCUGCUGCUAUUCCAGCUUUGAGAAGGAAGCUGAUCAGUAGACUAGAAGCUUGCGCCAAACAGGCUGCCUCUACUGCUACUCAGUGCAUCGCAGCUUCCUCGGGAGUUGCUCAUCAUAACACAAAUCCAAGCAGUCAGGAUGAAUUAGCUUUAGAGUGUCACACUAUGGCACAGCAUAUACCACAUCUUGUAGCUGGAGUGAAGGGAACACAGGCUCAACCAGAUAAUUCUACAGCACAGUUAAAUCUGAUCAAUGCAUCUGAACAGUUCUUGCAACCUGGAACUUCUGUAAUGAAAGCUGCAAGGGCAGUUCUGCCAACAGUGACUGAUCAGGCCUCUGCUUUGCAGCUAAAUAAAACCUCACAGCAAUUAGGUGCCUCUCUGACUGAUUUGAGAUCUGCUGUGACACGUGCCAGAGAGGCUUGUGGUGGGUUAGAGUUAGAUGCAGCUGAAGAAUUGAUUAACAGCUUGAAGGACGAGUUAGGAGAGUUCUAUAGAGCUGUAGAAGCUGCUUCUUUGAGACCUUUGCCCGAUGAGACCACAGAGUCCACUGCUCUUCGACUGGGCGCCACGUCGAAGAACGUUGGUUUCGCUAUGGCUCAGCUUUUAUCUGCUUCUAAGCAAGGAAAUGAGAAUUACACUGGAAGUGCAGCAAGGGAGACAGCAUCUGCUCUGAAAGAUCUGACUUAUGCUGUUCGAGGUGUGGCUGCUACGUCAAACCAACCUGAUACCCAGAAGAAAGUCCUGAUGACUGCGGAUGACGUAAUUCUGAAGUCGUUGAGACUGGUUAAAGAAGCUAGAAGGGCUCUGAAGAAUCCUGAUAAUCCAGAUAAUGAAGUUAAUCUGGCUGCAGUUGCUAAGGAUGUGUCGAAUUCGUUGAACAAAUGUGUGUCUUGCCUGCCUGGCCAGAGAGACGUCGAUGAAGCCAUCAGGAAUAUUGAUGAUAUGACUCAGGUGCUCGGUAUGAACGAAUUCCCGCAAACCAACAAAAGCUAUGGACAACUGCAAAGCGACCUAAACAACGCAGCUGCGAAUUUGAACGAUGCCUCCUCCAACGUGGUAUCAUCAGUGCGUUCUCCAGUACAGCUGGCAAGCUCUUCCAAACAAUUCACCAAUGCUUUUGGAGACCUGUUAGGAGUUGGAAUGGAAAUGGCCGGUCAGACAACCAUCGAAACUCGAAGCCAAAUGGUGGUCUCUCUGAAGAAUGUCAGUAUGACAUCCGGCAAGCUUUUGGUAACAGCGAAAUCAGUCGCAGCCGAUCCAAGCGCUCCAAAUGCAAAGAAUCAACUGUCAGCUGCUGCUCGAGCCGUGACAGACUCCAUCAACUAUCUCGUCGACGUCUGUACUUCAGCUGCACCUGGACAAAACGAGUGUGACAACGCCAUCAGAAACAUUCAGUCGAUGAGGUCGCUUCUUGACAAUCCUAGCGAGCCAAUCUCCGAUGCUUCUUACUUCGAGUGUCUCGAAACGGUAAUGGAGAAGAGCAAGAGCCUUGGCGAUGGAAUGACAGGCAUAGCUAAUCACGCGAAGAAAUCAGAACACGAACAAUUCUCUGUAGCUGUUAGAGGAGUCUCUUCAUCGAUAUGCGGACUCAUAGAAGCAGCAGCUCAGGCUGCAUACCUGGCUGGCGUGAGUGAUCCAACCUCUGUGGCUGGAAAACCAGGUUUAGUAGACCAAGCACAAUUCCUGAGAGCUGCACAAGCCAUCCAUACAGGCUGUCAGAGCCUUGGAAAUCCCACAAGCACAGAGCAACAGGUCCUAUCAGCCGCCACCAUGAUCGCCAAAUACACAAGUGCUCUUUGCAACGCUUGUCGCGAAGCUUCGAACAAAACUAGCAAUCCUGUCGCCAAACGACACUUUGUCCAAUCAGCCAAGGAUGUAGCCAACUCCACGUCAGCUCUGGUGAAAGAGAUCAAAGCGUUAGAUCAAAAUUACUCAGAAACUAACAGAGAGAAAUGUGCAGAGGCUACCAAGCCACUUUUGGAGGCAGUUGACAAUCUGUGCACUUUCGCUGGGUCUCCAGAAUUCGCCAGUCAACCUGCAAAGAUAUCUAUCGCAGCUAGAGCAGCUCAGGAACCAAUUACUAGCGCUGGUAAAGCUAUCAUCGAUGGAUCUUGCGCCAUGGUGCGAGCAGCCAAGAGUCUGGCAGUUAGUCCUAAGGAUCCUCCAACGUGGCAGUUGUUAGCAAACCAUAGCAAGAGUGUCAGCGAUUCUAUCAAGUCUCUGGUUGCUUCUAUUCGCGACAAAGCACCGGGACAGAAGGAAUGUGACGCUGCAAUCGAAAAACUGUCAGCUAGAAUUAGAGAAUUGGACGCUGCUUCUCUCAGCGCUGUUUCACAGGCUCUUGUUCCACGAAGGGAGAACACGGUGCAAGGAUUCACCGAUCAGAUGGAGAGCAGCGCAAGUGAGCUGCGAGAAAAAUUGGAGCCUCUUCGAACAGCUGCUAAAUACGAAGCUGAGAACGUUGGACACGCUGUCAAUCAGAUUGCUUUGUAUUGCGAGCCGCUAGUUUCCGGUGCUAUCGGUGCUGCUUCAAACAUGGUGCACUCGAAACAACAAAUGGUGCUAUUGGAUCAGACGAAGACCGUUGCAGAAUCUGCUCUGCAGCUUGUCUGCGUGACAAAGGAGUCUGGUGGCAAUCCGAAAGCUAUCAACUUGCAUGCAGAAGUUGAUGAAACGGUGGAGUCUAUGAAGGACGCGUUACAAGAAUUGCAGAACACUUUGGAGACCAUUUCAACGUCGAAUGGCAUUGUUACUGGGUUGAUCGAUACCAUUUCUCGAGCUAUGGUUAGAUUGGAAGAUCACAGAAUGUCUACGAUUGAUACAGUGGAUUCUUACGUCGACUACCAGACCAGAAUGGUGGAAGCUGCGAAGGAAAUAGCUCGGCUGGCGCAGGAAAUGUCAACAAAAUCCAGCACAGACGUUGCCAGAUUAGGUCCUCUCGCAGUGGACAUCUCUCACAAAUACACCCAACUGGCCCGUGACACAUCUGGCGCCUCAGCAGCCGCGUCCAACGCCGACGUAUCCUCAAGACUUCGCACAGGCGUUCAAGAACUUGGUAGAGCUUGUGCAGACAUUGUUCGAGCAGCGGGAACUUGUCAAAUGUCACCGGGUGACGCUUACGCUCAAAGAGAAGUUGCAGAACACAGCAAGAUCGUCACAGAGAAGGUGUCACAAGUGUUGGCCGCUCUUCAGGCAGGUUCUAGAGGCACUCAAGCGUGCAUCAACGCUGCAAGCACCGUGUCAGGCAUUAUCGGUGAUCUGGACACGACGAUCAUGUUCGCCACUGCUGGAACCUUGCACGCGGAGAACGAGGGCGACACUUUCGCUGAUCAUCGCGAGAACAUCUUGAAGACAGCCAAAGCUCUCGUCGAGGACACCAAGACACUGGUUGCAGGCGCCGCUUCUUCUCAAGAACAGUUAGCCGUCGCUGCGCAAAAUGCUGUGUCGACGAUUGUUCAACUUGCUGAAGUGGUCAAAUACGGCGCUGCCAGUCUGGGAAGCCAGAAUCCCGAGGCUCAAGUGAUGUUGAUCAAUGCAGUGAAGGACGUGGCUUCCGCGCUUGGAGAUUUGAUACAUGCUACCAAAGCUGCCAGUGGAAAGCCCAUCAACGACCCAAGUAUGGCACACUUGAAGGAUUCCGCCAAGGUGAUGGUAACAAACGUGACUUCCCUGCUGAAAACUGUGAAAGCUGUAGAAGAUGAACAUACUCGUGGUACCAGGGCUUUGGAAUCGACCAUCGAAGCUAUAGCACAAGAAAUCCGCGCAUUGAACACUCCAGAGUUGCAGAAGACCAAUGUCACUCCAGAAGAUCUUGUUCGUUGCACGAAGAGCAUCACCACUUCCACCGCGAAGGCUGUGGCUGCUGGAAACAGCUGCAAACAGGAUGACAUCAUAGCUGCUGCAAACAUGGGAAGAAAGGCUAUCAGCGACAUGUUGACCAUUUGCAAAGGAGCAGCAUAUAACUGUGCAGAAACAGCUGAGCUCAGAGAUAGGACUCUUCAGGCUGGUCACGAUGUCGCCCUUACCUACAGGGAGUUGUUGCAAGCUAUAUUACAAAUUUCAUCAAGAUCCAGUGAUGCAAAGCACACUUUACCACCAAUUAGCAGGAAAAUUGCUCAGAGCGUUACUGAAUUAGUUGCUGUAGCUGAAUUGCUGAAAGGUAACGAUUGGGUAGACCCUGAUGACCCAACUGUGAUAGCUGAAAACGAGCUGCUAGGUGCAGCUGCUAGCAUUGAUGCUGCGGCGAAGAAGCUUGCUAGUUUGAGACCAAGAAGGAGUAUACAGGAGGCCAACGAGGAUAUGAACUUCGACGAGAUGAUUCUAGAGGCAGCCAAAUCAAUCGCAGCUGCCACAUCAGCGCUCAUAAAAGCAGCCAGCGCUGCUCAAAGAGAGUUGAUAGCAACAGGAAAAGUCUCUCGAACACCUCUAACUAGCUCCGAUGAUGGCCAGUGGUCUGAAGGUUUAAUUUCUGCCGCAAGAAUGGUCGCAGCUGCAACUCAUAGCCUCGUGGAAUCAGCAAACGCUCUAGUACAAGGCGUUAGCUCCGAGGAGAAACUAAUUUCCAGUGCGAAACAAGUUGCUAGCAGCACGGCACAACUGUUAGUCGCUUGUAAAGUGAAAGCAGAUCCAGACAGUGAGAGCACAAAACGCCUGCAAGCAGCUGGAAACGCGGUGAAACGCGCUACGGACAACUUAGUGCGCGCAGCACAGCAAGCUAUCCAACAAGAAGAAGAUAGAUCCUUGAUCCUUAACCGCAGAAUGGUUGGCGGAAUAGCCCAGGAGAUAAACGCCAGGUCAGAGGUCCUUCGUAUUGAGAGAGAACUCGAGGAAGCCAGAGGAAGACUCACUGCUAUUCGUCAGGCUAAAUACAAGAACCGGCCAGACCUGGCGACGAGAUACGAGACCAGAGCCUAUGAUUCUCAGUCACAUCUGAACCACAGCCUGGAUCAGCUACAGUCUACAACGCACAAUAUCAGCCAGUUGGCUGUCGACAGACAGAACCUAAUCAGUCCAGAGAAGGUCCAAUCCACCCAAAACACUUUAGAGAGGAAGAUGAAGGACAAUCAAUAUCGAUCCGCUAUGGAGAGUCAGUAUGGAUCAGUUGAGAAAAAGUAUCGAGAUAAUCAGUAUGAUAGACGGUACGGUUCAGACAGUCCAUACGUUAUUUCUGACAAGAAAAUAGUCGUAGACAGUUCACCGGGUCAGUAUAGUUCUAUCGAGAGGAAAAUCAAUCAAGAGGGUUACAGUACCAUAGAGAGGAAACACUUGGAUGGACCGUAUCCACCUGUUCAUACUAUGACUUACUCACCAGUGUCUCCCACGCGUAAAGUCUUCCAGGAGCAGCAACAGCAGCACUCUUACGAAAAAUACUCUCAGGACCACGAUACUGUGGACAGAUUCUCAGGACACAGCCCAAUGAGUACCUUCAGAUCGGAGAAACAAACGGAGGCGCAACGUUUUGGAAAUCUUACACACAAUCAGAGUAACAAAAACAUGGAGUCUAAGCUGAUUCCAGGUGGAAGAAUAGAGACAAUCACGAAAAAAGUUUACACGUCCACUCCAGGGAAGACUAGCAGUUCUAACUACGAGUCCACAGAGGAGAACAAAGAGUAUGUUACUUCUGGCAACGAAUUGUCCACGUUCAAGGCUCUGGACAGUGACACUUUGGAGGAACGCCUAACGAAGCAGUCGAUGACGCACAAAGUCACUGAGAAGAAAACGGUCACCAUGACAAUGUCCAGCAAGCAAGAGUCGAACACAAAGACGUUCCGGUUUGAAGAGAAGUAAAAUCUGGGGAAUGUUAAAUGUAUUAUGCCGAAGAUGGAUAUUCCUGGAACAAUUAGUGUGGAGACUGUUUGCAUGGAAAUUGUUCUUUGAUGCACAAAAUAACCAAUCGUUGGUUUCUUCAUGUAAUAUGGUGUAUAAGAAAGGGGAAAGCUUUUCCUCCUGAUGGAAAAUAGUUGUUAGAUUAUUUUCAUACAAUGUGCUGCGGUUAUCUGGCAACACUAAUCAAUGGAUGAUGAGGUAUCAUGUGUAAUUGAGCGACAAUGAAAAAAUGAACAGAGAAAUGUUCGAAGCUUGAAAAUAGUUAAAGGAGAUUUUGAAUAUACCUUGGUCAGAGGCUUUAAUGGUGCAAGUUCAUGAAAGUAAAUUAAGAAUAUGGAAAUAUUGCUUUUGAAUGUAAUAUAAAAAUGCUAUGCAUUCAUUACACUACAGACAAUCUAUAGUU
Messenger RNA from Habropoda laboriosa, 9124 nucleotides. RefSeq names its product talin-1 (gene rhea). Gene Ontology annotation, molecular function: integrin binding; structural constituent of cytoskeleton; actin filament binding. NCBI's taxonomy places the organism in Eukaryota, Metazoa, Arthropoda, Insecta, Hymenoptera, Apidae. The transcript has 14 exons. Gene Ontology annotation, biological process: cell-cell adhesion. Gene Ontology annotation, cellular component: focal adhesion; plasma membrane; cytoskeleton. The record is from RefSeq and is a predicted model, not a curated record. Bases 115 to 8682 code for a protein of 2855 amino acids.